Messenger RNA from Calliphora vicina (urban bluebottle blowfly), 2846 nucleotides. It is a transcript of the gene Ent3, whose product is annotated as equilibrative nucleoside transporter 3. The record is from RefSeq and is a predicted model, not a curated record. Bases 486 to 2471 code for a protein of 661 amino acids. Gene Ontology annotation, cellular component: plasma membrane. The transcript has 4 exons. Gene Ontology annotation, biological process: nucleoside transmembrane transport. Lineage: Eukaryota; Metazoa; Arthropoda; Insecta; Diptera; Calliphoridae. Gene Ontology annotation, molecular function: nucleoside transmembrane transporter activity; monoamine transmembrane transporter activity.
UUGUGUCAGCAUAUAAAAAGUGGUAAAACAAGUUGUUGAAAUUAAAAUAUAUUUGAAAAUAAUAUAAAUUAAACAAAAAUAUAAAAGUUUUACUCUUGCCCUUACGUAUGUAUGUAUGAGUAAGUUCAUUUGUAUGUAGAGUGAGUACAUUUCUCUUUUUCCGCUCUCUUCGUGUGAAAAAUACCCCCCUCAUAUAAAGGAAAACGGUAUUUAUGUAAAUAAAAAAAAAACAUCACUGUCAAUGUAGUAGUGUAAGAGGUACUUACACGAUUAAGCUGCGAUUAACAUUGACAUUUCAAAUAUAUUUAUUUAACAAAACAACAAAAAAAAAAGAAAAACAGUAGCUGCUACUUACUGUAUCAUUGUUGUUAUUAUUAAUUUUACUAUUAUUGAUAGAGAUAACAACAUCUAAACGCUUGAAUCCUGCAAAUAAACUUUUAUAAAACGACUUCCGCUUAGUUGUUGGUUUUUAAAAUAAAUUGAAAAUGGAAUCUACACAAUCUACCACAUAUGAACCGCUAGAAGGUCGCAGUUCCGGUAUACGUCACGAACCCAUGGAUAGUCCGGAAAAUGAUGUUCGUGCUCCCAAAGAUCAAAAACAUAUGGUUUAUUUGGCUAUGUUGGCAGCGGGCAUUGGUUUUGUUUUGCCAUACAAUAGUUUUAUAAUCGCCUCAGACUAUUGGCAGUCACGUUUUCCUGGACGCUCUGUAGCUUUGGACAUGUCAAUGACGUAUAUAAUAGUGGCCUUUGCUACCGUACUAUUGAACAAUGUUUUCCUUUCGUUGGCUCCAUUUCGGAUGCGUGUGAUGUUCGGUUAUAUUGUAUCCUUUGCAACACUCGUGUUUGUGGCGGUAUGUGAAGUUGCCUGGCAUAUGUUUGCAGCCAAUACGGCGUAUUCAGUAAAUUUGGCAGCCGUAUCAUUGGUGGCCAUCGGUUGUACAGUACAACAAUCAAGUUUUUAUGGAUUUGCAAGUAUGUUUCCUAAACGUUAUACACAGGCUGUUAUGACGGGCGAAAGUUUGGCCGGGUUUCUGGUGUCUUCCAAUCGUGUUGGUACUAAACUAUUAAUACAAAACGAUCGUGUAUCGACGGUGAUUUUCUUUUUUACUUCAACACUUUACAUAUUGUUUAGUUACUUCUUGCAUUUGGCCACUAUUAAUUCGCCAUUUGUACGAUAUCAUAUGAAGGCAUGUGCCAAAAUUGUUUUGCGUCCGGACGAAGACCGUUUGAAUGCUCUAGAUGGUUCAACACCAACAGCCAAAUAUGGAGUUUUAACAUUGGAACCCAGCAGUCCUACAGCUCCCAUAGCUACUAAAACCACACCAGCAGCUUUAAGCUUCAGUAAUCCCGUUUAUGAACUGUCAAAUCCAUCGGCCGGUGAAAGUGUUAUAGAGGGUCUCAAUAAUUUACCCGACAUACCAGGUACUCCACAAGAACCUGCAACUCCCACAACAGUAGCAUUCAAAGUGGAACAUGUAUUGACACCGGGAACAUGUACACCCGGUAAACUGAGUGAUUUAAAAACCGGAUUUGCUUCAAGGUGGCAAGUUGCACAAUCUAUUUAUCCAUAUAUGGUGUGUAUAGCUUUGGCCUAUUGCGUAACCUUAUCGCUGUACCCCGGCAUAGAAUCGGAAAUAGUUUCUUGCAGUUUGGGAACUUGGAUGCCAGUCUUAUUAAUGUUUACGUUUAAUACAUCGGAUUUAAUAGGAAAAACAUUGGCUGGCGUGCCAUAUCCAUGGUCGCGCAGACAACUGAUUUUAAUGUCGGGUUUAAGGAUAGUUUUGGUACCCCUAUUACUGCUAUGCUGUGCGCCCAGGCAUCAACCGGUAAUAUCGGGGGAAACGGCUGCUUUUAUCUUUACCAUAGCUUUGGGUGUGAGCAAUGGUUUAGCCGGAAGUUUGCCUAUGAUGUUGGCUCCAGCUAAAGUUAAUGCUACGUUAAGAGAAGUUACUGGCAAUAUGAUGACUUUGUCCUAUAAUGUGGGCCUUACAGUGGGCUCGUUUAUUGGUUAUGUUUUCGAAUCUAUGCUGGGUGCUCAAAUCACAAAUCCAUGUCCCAAGUAUCCCUACAUCAUGGAUCAUCAUCCACAUUAUCAAUACACUUCAACAAGUGCAACCAUACUAAACAAUACGGCAACUAUAGCAGCAGCCAUAUUGACCUCCACACUUGCCACGCCUACAACAAGUACUGAGGCAACUACAAUUUUCUCAACCUUCAAUUCAACUACUUCCAUGGCAGCAAUUGGUUCAAUAACCACUACCACAAUGGCUCCGCCGCCUUCGGUUACAUCAACGGCUACUUUGGCCGUCGUCUCUACUGUCGCAGCCACAAUCGCCACCAUUCCGGAAGUGCUGAAUACUGUGGUCAACACGGUGGUAACAUCGAUCAGCGAUUUAAGUUCAGAGCUAAUAAGUGGUGGCACAAGUACCGGUGAUCCCCAAACACCAUUGGAAUUAAUUGAAAAAAUCUAAACUGAUAAAGUCCACAGGGAUUUUGUGCAUGUGUGAUAGUUAGUUAGUGGUAGGGUGGAUGAGAGUAGUAAGUGAAAAAACGAAAUUAUUUUAUAAAAUUAUUUGUAAAAUGUUUGAGUCCAUGUUUUAAUGUACGCGUUAAAGUGGUGGUAAGACAAACAUAUACUAUACAUACGUAUAAGUUUAAGUUUAUGCAUGAAUCUAAGGUUUUUUAAACAAAUACUGACAUAAUGAGGAUGUUCCAAAAGAUGAUGAUGUAUAUAAAUACCUUGAAAAUAUUUUGUAUUUGUUUGUGUAUGAUUAGGGAUAAAAUAAAAAUAAAGUAAAAACUGUAUGUGCAAGAUAUUUCAACAAAAAAAAGUAAUUGAAAUUAUA